AUGGCAUCAACAACGACUGGAAAAAUUACUGAAUUCCGUCGUUUAUUGUCAAAUGCUCGAUCAGUUCUUGUUUUAACCGGUGCAGGAAUAUCAGCCGAAUCAGGUGUUCCAACAUUUCGGGGUGCUGGGGGAUUUUGGAGACAAUUUCGUGCAACAGUUCGUUAUUCAGUUCAUCCAUGGCAAGGUGCUUUAUGUGGAUCAUUAGCAGGAGGAAUUGCUGCUUGUUUAACGACACCAUUUGAUGUGGCAAAGACACGAAUUAUGUUGGCACAUCAUUCACAUACUGAUGCAGCUUCUCAUUCUUUGAAAAUUAUGAAGAACAUUGUGAAAAAUGAAGGAUUUCCUGCUUUAUACAGUGGUGUGUUACCUCGUACUACAUGGAUUUCAAUUGGUGGUUUAAUUUAUUUUGGUUCAUUUGAAUUUGUGACAUCUUGGUUUUUCUCUCCAAACAAUUAG
This is a messenger RNA of Adineta ricciae, 456 nucleotides long. The record is from the annotation of a GenBank genome assembly. NCBI's taxonomy places the organism in Eukaryota, Metazoa, Rotifera, Eurotatoria, Adinetida, Adinetidae.